CACAGCGCCCUCCCAGCCUAACACACCCCUCCUCAGUUCAAAACGUCACAUGGCAGGGGAGUGGAUGGUGCCUGUAAUGAAAUUACAUAUGGAAUAGCCGAAAGUGGGAAUCGAAGGUACUUCAACAGGAAUUAACCGGGUGCAAAAUGCCACAGCUUAUUUUUCAGGUAUGCGGUCAAAAUAGCGUGCAUCGUGCUCAAUUUUGUUUUCUACAAGCUUUGAUAUUGUGUUCAUAGGAUUUUCCAAUAGAUAACUGUAUUCCAGUCUGGUGGUUCGAAGGGAAUUGGAGUGAAAGUCCGCCAUAUUCAGCUUUACCACGCCCGGAGUCGAGCUAUUGGGGGAAAAGACUUGAAUAUAAAACAUUAUUUUGAAGCGUUUGACUCUAUUUUUCGGGAUUGUCAAACGCAAAAUAGCAGCAGGACUUCCCCGUUUUUUCGUCCGAUGAAGCAUUUGAUUUUGUUAGGAAGAAAUACCUGAUAAGAUUGAAAGACCACAGCUAAUAAGAACGGAUGACUAUGGAGACAGUAUUCCAAAAGGAUCUGUUGCUCAAGUAAGAAUUAAAAGGACAUCAACAGGGCUUGGAUUGCACUCUUGGUUUGUGUGAGAUACUGUUUAGAAGGUAUUCUUAUGUUCGGGGUGAUCCACGCCACAAAAUAGGUGGUUUUGUAUGAUUUCCGCGGACAAUUUCAUGAAUCGAAUUUUACAUCUGUUUUCUUUGGGCUGGAAAACACACCAUCUUCGUGCGUGGCAAUAGGUACACCCAUGCAUCGGUUUAUGGUUUCCCUCGAUGGAUCUUUUGUAAAGUCUUGAAUAAACAUCACAGUCACCCACGGCGUUUUCUUUCGGAGAAUCAUGACUCUGGACUCCAUAAUGGCGUGUUGCCUCAGCGAGGAGGCAAAAGAAGCCAGGCGGAUCAACGACGAAAUCGAGAGGCAGCUCCGCCGGGACAAGAAAGACGCCCGUCGCGAGCUCAAGCUCCUGCUACUCGGCACUGGCGAGAGCGGGAAGAGCACCUUCAUCAAGCAGAUGCGUAUCAUCCAUGGCACGGGCUACUCGGAGGACGACAAGCGCGGCUUCACCAAGCUGGUGUACCAGAACAUUUUCACCUCCAUGCAGUCCAUGAUCCGAGCCAUGGAAACCCUGCAGAUCCCCUACAAGUAUGAGCACAACACGGGCAUGGCCAACGUGGUUCGCGAGGUGGACGUGGAGAAGGUGUCCUCCUUCUCCAACCCGUACGUGGAGGCCAUCAAGAGCCUGUGGAUCGACCCCGGCAUCCAGGAGUGCUACGACCGCCGGAGGGAGUACCAGCUCUCCGACUCCACCAAAUACUACCUUAAUGCACUGGACCGCAUCUCCGAGACGGGCUACGUGCCCACUCAGCAGGACGUGCUGAGGGUGAGGGUGCCCACCACGGGCAUCAUCGAGUACCCCUUCGACCUGCAGAGCGUCAUCUUCAGGAUGGUGGACGUGGGGGGUCAGAGGUCAGAGAGGAGGAAGUGGAUCCACUGCUUCGAGAACGUGACGUCCAUCAUGUUCCUGGUGGCGCUGAGCGAGUACGACCAGGUGCUGGUGGAAUCGGACAACGAGAACCGCAUGGAGGAGAGUAAAGCGCUGUUCCGCACGAUAAUCACCUACCCCUGGUUCCAGAACUCGUCAGUCAUCCUCUUCCUCAACAAGAAGGAUCUUCUGGAGGAGAAGAUCACCUACUCCCAUCUGGUAGACUACUUCCCAGAAUACGAUGGUCCCCAGAGGGAUGCCCAGGCGGGCCGGGAGUUCAUCCUGAAGAUGUUCGUGGACCUGAACCCGGACAGCGACAAGAUCAUCUACUCGCACUUCACCUGCGCCACCGACACCGAGAACAUCCGCUUCGUAUUCGCCGCCGUCAAGGACACCAUCUUGCAGCUCAACCUCAAGGAGUAUAACCUGGUCUAGAGCCCCCCAGCACACACUUCACUCACUUCAAGAUGCCUACAACCUGGUCUAGAGCCCAGCACAGCACACACUCACUCACUUCAAGAUGCCUACGGCCUCUCCCAGGGCCUCCACGCCUACAGCCUGUCUAGGGCCCAUUCACCACUCCCGUCUCCUCCGCCUACAACCUGGUCUACAGUCUAGGCCACACUUCAAGAUGCCUACGGCCUCACCCAGGGGGCCCAUUCACCUACAGUAUCCCUGCUCGGCCUACAACCGACCAUGCCAACAGCCUGUCUUAGGCCAGUUCACCUGUUCCUAUUUCUCCUCCUCCUCCUCCUCCUCCUCCGCCUCCGCCUACAAUCUUGUCUAGGCCUGGCGACACUUCAAGACACCCCCCUAGCCUACAACCUGGUUUAGAGCCCAGCAACACUUCAAGAUGCCUACAGCUUCCCUAGGGCUCUUUCAUCUAUCCAUCCUCAGUCUCCAGUCUCAUCUAAAGCCCAACGACACUUCGUCCCAUCCACCUCUUUAGAUACCUACACCCUGGUCUAGACCCCAGCAUCUGUCCCAUGACCGGAAAGGUUGUCGUCUCGAAACCCCCCUCCCCCCACCCGCCUAUAGAUUCAUUCACUUAAGAGAACGCAAACACGCUUCUACUACACAGACUCAUCUACUCACUCAGGAGAUGGGUUGAAGCCGGUCGCUGUGAUUUUUUUGUUUUAGUGAGCACCCUCACCACAUCCUCAUUCCUCCUCUCUUCUCUCCCCUCCCGUGCUCUAGACCAAAUCCACACCCCAUCGCCAUCGCCACCCCCACCCCAGACCUGGUUGAAAAGGCGAGUGUGCGAUGUGCGAACAUCCUUCAUUUUUUUCUCUUGCGCUUACAUCACAGCCGUGGUGGCUGAUGUUUUUUUAAAGACGCCUUCUCCUGAACACGGGCUACGAUAUCAAUACUUACCCAGACUGUCCACUGCUGUGUACUUAUUUAUUUGCACCUUGGCGCUUGGUCACAGGGUCCAUCUUGAAUAUUGUUGAAUUAUUAUUAUAAUUAUUAUUAUUGUUAUUAUUCCAUUUUAAUAAUCACUUGUCAGUGAGUGUUUACUGUGCAGAAGAAGAAACGCAAAUGUGUUUUUCUUUUUGAGAGAGUUGCUCUAACAAACGUAGUCUGCCAUGACCACACCCCUAUCCUGACCACAAAGUUUUUUUUUGUUUUUCUUUUGUUUUUUGGAGGAACUUGUUUUAUGUUCCAAAACGACUUUAUUUCUUUCCUUAUCCAAACUACUACCCCCAUCCCAUCUCCAGGAUGAAAUUUGAAGAAUGUACACAAACACUUUUAAUACUACAGACUGCGACUGUCUGGCUGACUCGUUUUUGUUUCUGGGCACAAAAUAUUCAUUUAUUACCAACCUUCAAGAUGGACUACCUGAUGUCUGUUUUUUUUUUUUUUUUUUUUUAAACUUCUGUUUGUAUAUUUAAUUACUGCAACUAAUUAAGCAUUCAGUCACUCGCCUGAAGGGGAGGCUAACACAUGCGGUAGGCAGGUCUUGGCUUGGCACUCUUCUCUCUCUUUCUUUUUCUCUCUCUCUCUCUCUCUCUCUCUCUCUCUCUCUCUCUCUCUCUCUCUCUCUCUCACACACACUUUUUGACAUGAGAAUGAGUGUAUAUUGUAUGGUUGUUGUGGUAUUAUGCUAUGGAGUUGAAUCGAAUUAUGUGCCACAUUUUUUGUUGUUGCUAUUUUAUUGUUCUCAGAUAUGCUUGUCAUAUAUAAAUAUAUUGCCAAAUGCAUAUAGCACCACUAAAACCACCACCACCACCCUUCCCCUACCCUCACAGACGUGCACACUAAUACACACACACACUUAUUAAAACAUAUACCACUCCCUAAACAUAUACAAAGUCACAAUCAUGUCUCUACAGCAGUGUCAGACGUCUGGUGUCCCUUAGCCACACUAUAAGGUUCAAAGUGUUAUGAUCUCAGUAUGGCCACUUCUCAAGCGCAUCUUCUGCCCUCGUCUGGGGCGAUUAAAGGCGCUAGUUACAUACUGGCUUCCCUCAUAAGGAUCUGUGGUUUCCACUGCUGCACUUGUGUGUUAAAGUGAUGCUUUCAACCAUUCCGCCUUUUUUUUGCCAAAUCAAUUUCUGGCCCGUUAAGUCGAGUAGCCAUGUUUUGUUUGUUUUUUUUGUCAGUGCAAUAUUGCACCUCAGAGGGAGGGAGUGAGGGAGGAGUGUUUUGUGAAUUCUUGAUUUUUAAAUUUACUCACUUUGUUUUUAAAGUCACAAUUUCACUCUUGUGUACAAUCAAGUAAUUGUGGAAGGAACUGUGCUUUUUAUGUCGCCACCCACUUCUCACACUCUCCUCCCCCCCUUCUAUUUUGAUUUCACGACGUUAUGAUGGUCUGUUUGAUGAGCGCUUUCCUCUCGACCAAUCAAAAUGGGCGUGGAGGACGGCCGACAUGUGAGCUGCCACACCCACAUUUGCCAAGUCUCUGGACCUCCAAGGCCCUCAGCCUGGGGUCACGCUCUCCAGUUCAUUUCUCACAUUCGAGCAAGUUCCUCUUGUUUUCCUUUCGAAAAAAAAAAAAGAAUAAUUAUUCCUUGCAAAAGGGCUUUUUAACAGUUUUUUUUGUUGGUUGUUAUUUGUUUUUUUGCUGGUAUGGUUAAUAUAAAGGUGUUUUGCAUUAAGACUAUCUUGAGAAAUAUUAGUGGACGUUGAGACUCUACAAGGGCUUGUGGUACAGGGGUGAAUUCAGGUAAAUUGGGCCACUUUUUUGCAUAGAAGUUAAUGGAAAAAAGUGACCCAAUUUACCUGAAUACACCCUAUAAGUUUUGGAGAGGAUAUUGGAGCAGUUCCCAUAAGAGAGGCGCUGAGGAGGACCGUACUCUUUUUAAGGAGCCUCUUACGGGGACCACUCAGCCCCCCAAUCAUGCGCUCAGAUUUUGCUUCUGGAGACGACUGAAACAAGGAGUGUCAUUUUUUGAAGUUUUGUAUUGUUGAGCUGUCUGCUAGUUUCUGUACCGUUGAAAUUGUGCAGGGGGUGAGACUUUUGGAAAGGUGUGCAAGGGUGGGUGGGUGGGUGCGGGGGGGUUAAUUCUUGAAGAAAUGAAGCUAAUUUUUAAUGAAGACCGGAAAAAUAAGACCGUCCAGUCCAAAAACCAUGGUACUAGUAUUUCACUGAGAGAGAAAUGCUCUUUUUCUUUCUGUAUUCGAAAAACAAAGAAAAAAUGUUGCGAUAUUGCAUCGGGGAAGCUUGACUGGAAGUGCGGAAGCUUACUGGCACAGUCUAGUCUUUCUCUUCACACUUCCUUGUGGGGCUCUUUUUUAUCAAAGCAGCACAUUGUGCGGGUAUGCAGUGAGGCGGGAUGCUCAGAUUUCCUUCUUGCAUUCCCAGCCGACCUGCUCGCCUCUGCUUCUCUCCUCUCCCCGCCUCCUGGUCCCACCAGGGCCCUACAAGCACCUGUGUACAAUGCUUUGUCUUACUGAGUGAAACAUUGGCCUUUUUUAAUUUACGUUCUUUGUUUGGUUGUUUUCUUUUGAAACGUUUACAGACCAGACUAUUGAAUUGCAAUUAUAUAUAUAUAGAUGAUGAAGAUGGAAUGGUGUCUGUGGAAAUGCAACUUUUUAAAAUUUAGUUCUGGAACACGAGUUUUCCCUCCUUUUUUCUGAAUGUAAAGAACAUUCCUGUCCUGUACAGUACUCUAAUGCUGGCCAGAAGUCCCAUCACUCUCUCUCGCUCUCUCUCUCUCUCUCUCUCUCUCUCUCUCUCUCUCUCUCUCUCUCUCUCUCUCUCUCUCUCACACAGUCACCCCCUGAACUCUGGACUACUGAAGCGGCUAGCAUGUGAAGUCUCUGUGUUUGCUAAUUCUGAAGCCUUUUUUUAUUUGUGUUGGGACUCCUGUGUACAUUGUGUACAACACCUGUGACUGACGUGCUGAUGGCCAGCUUAGCUCUGCCCAGCCACGCCCGCCCACCCACGGUGACACGCCCUCACAGGGACCAGGUCGCCGGUACGGGACUUAUUGUGGCUCUCCCUGCCCGCUUGGGGUGGAGGUCACUCGGGUGUGUGGACACAAUGGACUGCAAGUUAACCUCUCGGGCACUCACGCACACAUAAACAUACACCCUCACACACCCUUGUGCGGAGCACUGGACUCUAGUCGGCCAAUGGGUGUUUAUUUGGGGCGGGCGGCUUUGGGCAUCUUCGACUGAUGCCUGGCACCAGAGCAGCAGCAGCAGUGCUUUCGAAAACAACAACCAUGAUGAUGAUGGUGAUGAUGCUGUCAGUACUGUCCCCAUAUCACAGAACAACCGGCAGGGGUUUCGACGAGUUAAAAAGUGGAUUUUGGAUGCUAAUGAUUUGCGCUACCAUUUCGUAUACAGAAGAAAUGGCACCCUAAAAAAAUCUCUUAUUCACAGCACAAGGCUUCCCAGUCGCAAUGUGCUGCUUCUCACUCUCAAAUGUCUUUGUAUUCCCUAGAUCUUUUCUUUUUUUUCUCAAAGCAUUGUCAUUAGAACAGUCUUCUAAAAUGCUUUCUAAUUAAAUGUUAUGGAAUAAAUUAUUCCAGUUUAUAAA
Messenger RNA from Engraulis encrasicolus (European anchovy), 6484 nucleotides. It is a transcript of the gene gnaq, whose product is annotated as guanine nucleotide binding protein (G protein), q polypeptide. The coding region runs from base 853 to 1932 and encodes 359 amino acids. Gene Ontology annotation, biological process: adenylate cyclase-modulating G protein-coupled receptor signaling pathway; action potential; phospholipase C-activating dopamine receptor signaling pathway. NCBI's taxonomy places the organism in Eukaryota, Metazoa, Chordata, Actinopteri, Clupeiformes, Engraulidae. The record is from RefSeq and is a predicted model, not a curated record. Gene Ontology annotation, cellular component: heterotrimeric G-protein complex. The transcript is spliced from 7 exons. Gene Ontology annotation, molecular function: GTPase activator activity; G protein-coupled receptor binding; G-protein beta/gamma-subunit complex binding.